Symbiodinium natans is the source of this 2871-nucleotide messenger RNA. The record is from the annotation of a GenBank genome assembly. NCBI's taxonomy places the organism in Eukaryota, Dinophyceae, Suessiales, Symbiodiniaceae.
AUGGCAACCAGAUACGCCCGCCGCUACACUGUCUCGCCAAUAUCCACGAUGUGCAUUGCUCGGAUAAUCGAGCGGGCGGCGGCACUUUUGCGACCGGAAGUGGCUGUGGAGGUGUUUCAAGAUGUUCUCGCAGCAGCACCCAACUCAAGCAUGCGUCUGGAACAAUGUAUGAGAGGGAUGCAGCUGCCGGAGGUGCUUGCGUCCCAGGUGAGGCGGUGCAACUGGAGGCGUGUUGGAUUUGAUGUUCUGCAAGACAAGGUCCCAGCUUGGGCAUGGCGCACGCGUCCAACGGUGAUACUUCUUUGGGUUAGGGCAAAGGGACUGCUUCGUGCUGCGGAAGCUGGUGUGAGGCUUUCCGUGCAUCCGCCUGUCUGGCACCAGUGCAGGCAGCCGUCUCAGCUGGACUUUGUUCAAGAUGGCGUCUGGGGCCCUUUGAAAUGGGCGAUGACAGCACCGCCGGACGAGGUUCAGAUCCUGGAUGGCUUGGACGUGCAACUGCAAGCUUCUGUUGUCCGCGUACGCUUUUUCUUGGAGGAUGCGGAGCUCAAGUUUGGAUUGGGAGGUUGCGCCUUCCUUUUGAGCGUCGUGGACAACGUGAUCAUCAGCGGACCUCAUGCGCAGGAGCAUCUUCAAACUGAAGAUCCAGCGAGCGAGCGAUGCGAUAAAGAGGGAACCUGGGUGGAUGGAAGUCCUCCUUCAUCGAGUGGACCUCCUGCAGUGUGGGGCCGGCAACUCAGUGUGGGCCGAGUCUCGUGCAACCGUAGCCAGAGCUAUCAUGGAGCAUCUCCAGAGGAGGCGAUGGGCGGCGAUGGGCAUGUGCAAGUCAGUUGCAACUGCAUGGCAUUCUGCCAGGCUUUGCAACCCGGAACUCUGGAUGUGCUGCCGGUCGGCAAGAAGAAGCAACAAAAAGUUGCUGUUGGCGACGACACUGGAGUGCUGCAGGUCUUCUACAUCAAGAAGGGAGAGGUGCAGUAUGAAUGGAAGUCAGCUCCACUCGGACGCGAAAUCAGCUCCGUGGUCAUACAGCUUGCCAAGGACAAGAUAUUUGUCGGAUGUGGACAAUCAAUACACGGCUUCACUCGAAAAGGAAAGGAGUUCGUCAAAAUCAAGACGAACCUUACCGAGACGAUAAAUCAUCUUUUUGUGGAGGAGAACAUGAUUUGGACAGGCGGUGAGUACAUCAUGAAUAUUUACGACAGCUGUAAGGACUAUGGUUUCGUAAUGACCAAGGAUCGCAUCAACGACUUGACCUGCGCGCCGGUGCAUAACGGAGAGAUCCUGAGCACCAUCGUUGCGUGCCAGGACAAGUGCUUGCGUGUCUACCAGGGAGAGAAGCUUUCGCAUGAAUUUGCUGUCGAGGGCUCGGCGACAGCUCUGGGCUUUCAAGGGGUCAAUCCAGUAGACAAUCCCUCGCAUCACGUAGGCGACCCUGUCCAGAUGAUCUAUGGAACGGAACAAGGUGUUGUUGGCCUCUGUUCUUUGGAUGCAAAGUCCAUGCGACGGACCGGUGGUGUAUCUGAUCGGCAGUCCAGGCCCGGUGUUGCGGCCCCAGGUGCUGGAACCAGACGCGCACGUGUUUGCAGCCUGCAUACUGCAGAUAUUGUCAAGAGCGGUGCCCUGGACCUUGUCGUUGGUCGUGAUGAUGGAAAUGUGGAACUUUGGGGCCUUGGUGAUGCUGCAUUUGCCUCGCAACGCUUAGAGCAGGCCCCGACGCCUUUGUGGGAAACGUGCUUGCAAGAAAGCAUUCAAUCCUUGAGCUCGGGCCACAUAACUGGUGGCGACUAUGUCGAAGUAGUCCUUGCUACCUAUGGUGGCAAAGUCUUAGCCUUCACACCAAGUGGCGCAGCUCGGGAUCCAACAGGCACGCAGAUGGCGCAGCAAGAGGAGAAGGAGGAAGCCGGAGCAUCCUUGGUUUCAAGGAUGGCUGGGGACUUGAGCAGCAUCAUGAAGUUCGCUUUUGCGAAUCCUCCCGCGGACACCUGCGAUGCACAGGACGUGGAACAGGCCGAAGUGCGCCAUGAAAGGUCUCGCCGCUUUCAAGUGGCCUGGAUAAGGAAUGCCAACAUGGAGAAACGGCCCAGUGAUGCUCCAGAAUACCCCGCAUUUUCAGCAAAUCCAGUUUCUGGUUAUCAGCAGCCCUCCUUUCACUUUAAGAUGAGCUACCGUCACUUGCAGACUGUGGAGUCACAGGCUGCAAUUGAGCUCAUCUCCCUUCGAGCUGAUGUGGAAGUGGACUUGCUGGACCACUCGGGUACAGGUGCGAUCCUUUCACGAUCCAAGGGUGAUCCUCAGAAUCCCUUGCUGGCGACAUAUCGGAUGCAAGAAGAAGGCACACGGUUCCAGAUCCGCUUGCGGACCAUCGAAGGGCUGAGUGGAACGCUUUCGGCCUUCGUUGUGCCUGCCACACAGCCCAAAACGGCGCACCUCAUCAGCGUGUCCAUUAAGCCCUUGGCUCUGCAUGAGAAGAUUGCCGAACCCUCUGGCGAAAUUCCCAUGAAUGAGUUCCGGCUGAACGGGCCCUUUUCCGUGACAGACAUGCACUCAUGGCUCGCUCUGUGUGUUAACGAACUUCCGUCCAGACCCACAGAUGAUGAAAUGGUGAUUAGCUACCGGAGUACCUUUGUUGGCACCCAGCUGUACGGGAGGUAUUCCAAGGGUACUGCGAUCUUCAGAUCGGAUUCCAUCACGACCAUCAGCGUCCUGAAGGAUAUCAUCACCAAGGAGGCGACAGCGAAAAAGAUCCAGGUCUCCAUGAACGUCGACGUAAAAGAAGAAACGUUCGGCCGAUUUCUUGAGCUGCCCAAGCCCCAGUUGCUCCAUUCAAUGCAAUGGUCAGCGUUCGCCUCAACUGGACAACCUGAAGAGUCCUGA